Molecule: messenger RNA, 1452 nt
Organism: Penicillium cataractarum
Lineage: Eukaryota; Fungi; Ascomycota; Eurotiomycetes; Eurotiales; Aspergillaceae
Product: glycosyltransferase family 4 protein
Exons: 1
Coding region: 1-1452 (483 amino acids)
Molecular function (GO): glycosyltransferase activity
Source: RefSeq, a predicted model, not a curated record
AUGGCCGAGUCUUCGCCUUUGCUAGCUUCCUUUCAGGAGGAUCGCAACGAAUUCCCCAGCAUUCUGCAAGGGAAAAAGGUCCUGUUGGCCACUGAAUCAUGGGGUCCCGUCAACGGCGUCAGUCGCACUACUCGCAGUCUGGUCGAGUACUUGCGGGAUCAUGGCGUGGAGUUGAUUCUGGUCGCGCCUCACUUCAAAGGUGAUACGUCGAAACAAAAGGUGUCCUGGGAAUAUCGCCUCCCUGGAUGCGCCUUGCCCUACAACCCCGAUUUGACCGUCGUCUACCCUUUCCAAAUCAACCAUGUCUAUCAACAGACCUUCCAGCCAGACAUUGUGUACCUGGCGAGUCCGGCCUCGCUUGGCUUUCAGAUGCUCUUGCAGAUCCGUCAGCUACGGUCACCCCCGCCAGUGCUGCUCAACUUUCAGACCGAUCUGUCGGCCUACUCGGAGAUCAUGCUUCCGACUCCGUUGGAUCAAUUCGGUGUCUGGUUGUUGGCGACGGUCCAGGGGUUCCUGUUCCGGACUCGUGCCGUACACACCAUCUUCUACCCGUGCUCGGCGAUUCGAGGCUAUCUGGAACGCGCAGGAGCUCCAGUUGAUCGAUUAGUCCAGCUGGGUCGCGGCGUCGAUACCGUCUUGUUCACCCCCACACAUCGUGACGAGGCCUACCGCAGGGAGAUUGCGCCAAAUGGAGAAAUCAUUCUCAUCUGCGUCUGCCGUAUUGCCCCGGAGAAAGGAUUCGAGUUCCUCGCGCAGGUCGCGACUCGCUUGGCGGCGGACAAGGUGCCUUUCAAGCUGCUGAUCGUGGGAGGCAACCGAAAUCCCGUGGUGGAAAACAAGGUCAAGCGGUUGUUUGACGAUGUCCGGAAUCACGUCGUCUUUACCGGGUUCCUCACUGGAGUCGCCCUGGCUCGUGCCUAUGCCUCGGCCGAUCUUUUCUUGCACUGCUCUAUCACCGAGACCUUUGGGCUGGUGGUCCUCGAAGCCAUGGCCAGUGGGAUUCCCGUGAUUGCGCGCGAUCAAGGCGGGCCCUCUGAUAUUAUCCGUCAUGAUCAAACUGGAUAUCUAGUUGCGCCCCAUGACCUCGACCGAUUCACCGAUUUGACGCGCGAGGUAUCCCAAGACUCUGUCCGACGGGAAAGACUUGCAAAGGCUGCCCGUCAAUAUGCGGAUGAUACCACUUGGGAGAAGAUCAAUCGUCGAGCAGCAUGGCAGAUUGCCGAUGCGUUGACACAUACGGAUCAAGAGUCGCACGGUCCACGGACACCGCUUCGGCCUGGAGUUAUCGGCUCAACCAUGGAGCAGAUUCGUCUGGGAUUUGCCGUGGGCAUCGUAUAUGUGAUGUGGUUGAUUGCGGUAGUCCCGUUGAUCGUCCAUGGACAUCGCUUUAUUCCUCGGGCGUGGCAGGCGCUGCGAGAUCAGUUCCAAUGUACUCGGCCACUCCGCAACUGA